GUCACUUUAUUUCUGCGGAGAGAAAUUUGUUUUUCGCUACUCAAAAUUAGUUUUGUUUAUCAGAUGAAAAUUUUACUUCCAAAACGAAUUAGUAGAGACAAUGCCAAUUCGCAACUUAGUGUGUGUGAACCGUUAGCCAGAAGACGGGUAACCUGCCCGGUGAUCCGUCAGAGAAGAGAAGCUGUAUAGACUGUCUUAAGGGAGGACAGAAGAAGAAGAAGAAGAAGAAGAAGAAGAAGAAGAAGAAGAAGAAGAAGAAGAAGAAGAAGAAGAAGAAGAAGAAGAAGAAGAAGAAGAAGAAGAAGAAGAAGAAGAAGAAGAAGAAGAAGAAGAAGAAGAAGAAGAAGAAGAAGAAGAAGAAGAAGAAGAAGAAGAAGAAGAAGAAGAAGAAGAAGAAGAAGAAGAAGAAGAAGAAGAAGAAGAAGAAGAAGAAGAAGAAGAAGAAGAAGAAGAAGAAGAAGAAGAAGAAGAAGAAGAAGAAGAAGAAGAAGAAGAAGAAGAAGAAGAAGAAGAAGAAGAAGAAGAAGAAGAAGAAGAAGAAGAAGAAGAAGAAGAAGAAGAAGAAGAAGAAGAAGAAGAAGAAGAAGAAGAAGAAGAAGAAGAAGAAGAAGAUGAU
Messenger RNA from Porites lobata, 616 nucleotides. Lineage: Eukaryota; Metazoa; Cnidaria; Anthozoa; Scleractinia; Poritidae. The record is from the annotation of a GenBank genome assembly.